UUCUGUUCUCACCCCAUUGUCAACUUAAAAUACGUUGGAGGGGGCGUCAGUGUGCUGGUGAUCAUGCGAUCUUUCGAGGAAAAUCAGUGAGCUCAAUCCACAUUCUGUUGCAUUUAUCAUAAGGGCUCAUCACAGCAGGCGGCGCUGGUCAACCCUAUUUACCACCUCGAUCGGAGUUGACUUGCGGCAAGCACUGAGAGAUAAAGAAGGCUUCGACUCAUGUGAAGAUGGUCUGCGGUCAGUCUGUUGGAAGGCUAGUAUCUCAUCGAAUUGUUGCCGCCACCUUUUAUUGAUAGUGACAGGCUCUCCUCCUCUACGGGCCACUGAGUCGUGGAUCAUGGCCCAAGAAGCUGUCGGAGUCGAGGUCGGCGUACGAUUCUCUGAAAAGUCACUUUCUACGAUAUAUCGAGCACCCAGACAACCUCCACUCUUCAUCAGAUCCCCUUGCGGAUGAUGACAAUGUAUGUAACUGGUUUUCAAAGCCUGUCCCUCGGGUCUGACAUCUGACUGAAGUCAAGUCUCCAUGGUCGACGCUGCGGCAGGAUGAGAUUGCCCGGGAAGAAAUCUUUCAGGAUGUGACUCGCUGUAUGCAAGAUAACUACUUCUUCCGUGAACCUGCCACGCAGAAGAGAUUAUUGGACAUUCUGUUCAUCUAUGCAAAGCUCAAUCCGGACGUCGGCUACAGGCAGGGCAUGCACGAAUUGCUCGCCCCGAUAUUGUGGGCGGUCCAGCAGGACGCGGUCGAUUCCAUCAGCAUCCCUGUCGCGGCUCAAACUAUGGACGGCGUUGAUUUUAUGCAAGACGUGCUGGGCCACAAGCAUGUCGAGCAUGACUCAUUCAACCUCUUCUGCGCCGUCAUGCAGAACACCAAAGCAUCGUACGAAACGGGAGAAAGCAAAGAUUCGUCCCCAAUUGUUGCAAGAAGCAAGAGAAUCCAUGAUGAUAUCCUUGCAGCUAUUGAUCCGGAGCUGGCUCUUCACCUAAACGUUAUUGGUAUUCUUCCUCAGAUAUAUUCGAUUCGCUGGAUUCGUCUUCUUUUCGGACGCGAAUUCGAGUUUCAGGAAGUGCUUCGCGUCUGGGAUCUCCUCUUUGCGGAGAACUUGAGACCAGACAUUGUCGACCUGACUUGUGUCGCCAUGCUGUUGCGAUCACGGUGGGCCUUGGUGGAUGCGGACUAUACAACUGCCAUUACGGCGUUGACUCAUUACACGCUUCCAGAUUCUUCCGAGGAAGCCCGCUCGCUUGUCAGAGAUGCCGCAUUCCUUGACAGAAACAGAACCGUUGAAGCUGGAGCGACAGUGAUCCAGCAUUAUACAGGACGGCGUCCGAAACAGAUAGAUGCGUUGAGCAGCCGCAGCUCCUCGACAGCGAGAACAGUAAGAUCUCCUCAGCUCCGGCAGUCUCCGAGUCCCUCGCCCGGCAGAUUUACUUCUUCGCAAAAACAACUCGAGGGCCUGUUUCAAGAGGUAGCGGGUGGCCUACAAAAACGAACCGAGGGCUGGAACGUGUCGAAAGCUGUCCGGAGCGCGGUUGGCGAAGUCCGACGAAACAUGAACAACUAUCAAACGUCGCAUUCUCGCCAAACGAGUCACGACACGCCGCCCAAUCUUGAAAAGUCGGAUGCGGCAAAGGCCUUGCAACAAAGACUCAAUGAAUUGCAAGAGCGAAAUAUUUUGCUGUCCAGAAUGCUCGAAGAUGCCAUAGACUCUUUGAGGACGGUCAAGUUGACGAGCAAAGAAGGUGCCGACGAGGCCGAACACAAUCUCAACAUUACGCUGGCAAAGAUACAAUUUGUCUCGGUCUAUCUCGCCGACCUAGAAAUACCCAUCCCUAGAGGGCAACCUACGAGGAGGGAGGACAUGGAAGCAGACCAUCAGCCGGACGAGAAACCAAGGAAAGUCCCCGAGGUACCCGCAGCACAGGUGACGACGACGACGACAACGAUGCCCACCGGGAAAUCAGGGAAGCUGAAAGAUGAUAAUGACAAUAAUGAGGGUGAUAAAGCGGCUGCCAAAGUCGACAGCGGCGGCCCACGGCCAACUUCAGGGGGCCGGCCAUCUUUGAUGGAUUCUUCCUUUUCGUUCAUGCUCGGAGAGAACAGACACCGUUCGAGCUUUGUCAGUUCCGUGGCCGCCCUACCAGAGCAGGAGAGGGGCAGCGAGCCAUCAAAGGGGGGUGGACAGAAGAAGCAAGCAGCAGCGGCAGCAGAAGAACGACAGCAACAGAGACGACAGCAAGAUGGUCCACGUAAAGGUGGAUUGGAUGGCGUCGACAAUGAGGGAUUCACGUUGGCCAAGAUCCAAGGCAAAAGAGAAAGCUGAAACAUAGUUAUCGACGUGAAACGUAUUUUACGAGUUAUACCGUAAAAGGCAGGGUGCCUGAGGUAUCUGGAAAGCUGUUCUUUUUUUCUUAUCCUACCUUUAAACUGCCAUUUGACGGUUUUUGGAUCCUUGAUGUCCUCCAUAUAAGUGAGCGAAGGGCCCAGAUGCCGCACAACGAAGAUCCUACCACACCAAGUAGGUAGUGAACUGGUCACACCUUUUCUCUUUUGGGCCGAGCAUCGAUCACUUGUUGGUCGUCAUAACUCUGACCUGGGUACGUGAACUGGUCAAGCUGCUACUCUGUCUCUGCCGGAACGCUCGCGAUCUUGAUGACAACGCAGAGGAAAAUGGACUUGAAGAGGCCGACUGUUGGGCCAUGAUCUGUGAUCCAACCGUUGCUCAGGUUUGUGAUGUGAUACUUUGUCCCUCCUGCCUCAUUUCUGUGGUAAUAAAAUCCCCAAUGGAAGUCGUUUGCAGAUGGAGGUGCUGCUCGAAUAUACAAGACGAUAUACAGUUGCCGUUGAGAAAGAUUCGCCAGGGCUUGUUCUUGAAUCUGCUUGAUUUUCAAACC
Messenger RNA from Exophiala oligosperma, 2892 nucleotides. RefSeq lists its product as hypothetical. The transcript is spliced from 2 exons. Bases 588 to 2321 code for a protein of 577 amino acids. NCBI's taxonomy places the organism in Eukaryota, Fungi, Ascomycota, Eurotiomycetes, Chaetothyriales, Herpotrichiellaceae. Gene Ontology annotation, biological process: activation of GTPase activity. The record is from RefSeq and is a predicted model, not a curated record. Gene Ontology annotation, molecular function: GTPase activator activity.